AUGCAACAAUCACACCAUCUGCCCUUAGAGGGGCUCCUAUUGGUCUUUCUGAUUCCAAGCCAACUAUGCACCAUUUGUGAGGUAAGUAAAGAGAAUCACUUCCGUCUGAACCCUCUGUUGAACACAAUGAUCAACUCGAAAUAUACCAGCGGAAGCCUACCUGCCAGUGUCCUGUUGUCUCUCAGACUUGUUGGGAUCCAGAACCAAAACCUAACCCAAAAGCUCUUUCAGCAAGUGAGAGAUUAUGUGGAAAAGACACGGUUAAAUUUAACUUCAGGAAAUCUUGCUUUGGUUAUACUGGCUGUGGGAGCAUGUUACACUCCUGAUGAAAUCUUCAUAUAUGAAAAUCACCUGGUCAGUCAUCUAGAAGACAAAUUCCAAGCAGAAAUGGAAAAUAUGGUAGUGCACGACGGCAAUCCACUGACUAACUACUACCAGCUCAGUCUGGGCGUGUUGGCUUUGUGUCUGUUCAACGGGAAAUACUCAACCACUAGCAUUGCCGAAUUCUUCGCUCCUGAAAAUAAAAACUAUUAUUUUGGUGGCCAGUUCUCAGUCGACACGGGUGCAAUGGCUGUCCUGGCUCUGACCUGUGUGAAGAGGAGUCUAACAAAAGGGCAGACCAAAGCAGAUGAAGAGAAUCUAAAGAGCAUUGAGAAUCAUAUACAGUCACUGGUAAAAAAAAUUCUGUCUGAGAAAAAAGAAAAUGGUCUCAUUGGAAAUGCAUUUAGCACUGGAGUAGCUAUGCAGGCUCUUUUUGUCUCAUCAAACUAUUACAAAGAAAGUGAAUGGAAUUGCCAAAAAACUCAGGACACAAUACUCAAGGAAACUUCUCAAGGAGCAAUCAAUAUACCACCUGCUCUAGUCCAGAUCCUACCUGCCCUGCAGGGAAAGACCUACUUGGAUGUUAACAAGGAUGUUCCUUGUGGUCAUGGUUUAGAUAACUUCAGCAUCUCCAUUCAGGUGCCUCAGCCUGUGACAACCCCUCAUUCACCUUCAUAUAUCUCAGUUCACUACUCUUUGAAAAUCAAUGAGACAUAUUCCACCUACAUCACCAUACCAAACGGUUCUGUCUUCAUAGAUGUGAUGAAGGCAGCUCAGAAAAAGAAUGAGACCUUAUUUGGUUUUACAGUGAAGCAAAGCUCAUGGGGUCCCUACAUCACUUCUGUUCAGGGAAUAAAGGCCAACAAUAAUGACAGAACCUACUGGGAACUUCUGAGUGGAGGCAAGCCACUGAGCCAAGGAGUUGGUAACUAUGUUGUCCAUAAUGGUGAAAACUUGGAGAUUCGUUGGAGCAAAUACUAAUAAACUCAGACCUUCCUCAAAAUUGACCUUUUUAUGUUGCAAAUUUUAACCUCUCGAGUGCUAGGUA
This is a messenger RNA of Jaculus jaculus (lesser Egyptian jerboa), 1369 nucleotides long. It is a transcript of the gene Tcn1, whose product is annotated as transcobalamin 1. Gene Ontology annotation, biological process: cobalamin transport. The transcript has 9 exons. Bases 1 to 1302 code for a protein of 433 amino acids. NCBI's taxonomy places the organism in Eukaryota, Metazoa, Chordata, Mammalia, Rodentia, Dipodidae. Gene Ontology annotation, molecular function: cobalamin binding. The record is from RefSeq and is a predicted model, not a curated record.